Pseudo-nitzschia multistriata is the source of this 2248-nucleotide messenger RNA. NCBI's taxonomy places the organism in Eukaryota, Bacillariophyta, Bacillariophyceae, Bacillariales, Bacillariaceae. The record is from the annotation of a GenBank genome assembly.
AGAAAUACUGCGAAGGAGCAUUAAGAACACCCUUCGCAACGAGAUAAGGAACAGCACAGUAGCACAAAACGCCAUGAGGGCAGGGUCUGAAGCGUCAUCGGCGCCAGGAAAUCCAGGGUUCUCAUUCUCAUCCCAAUUGUCGAGAACCUCAAUUGCCACUCUCUCCUUUCUGGCUAUGGUGUUCGUCUGUGGAACAACCUUUUUUUCCAGUGCCAUGAUUCAUCACAAUGUUCGAGCGGGAACGAAAGCAUCCUCCGCUACAUCCGGUGCUCUAUCGUCGUCAUUUCCAAGAAGAGUAUUUUGCUUUGGCGACAGCUUGACAGCGGGAACAUCUCCGCCGAACCACGACUUGUUCCCAUACGCCAAACAUCUCGAAGAGUCCCUGAACAAGCACAAACUAAACCCGAGCGACAAUGUUGUUUUAGACAACAUCGAACGGACCGUUCAAGUCCGGUGGAAGGGAUAUCCCGGGUGGACGGCCCCAUCAUUGCUCAGGAAUGGAGGCUUGUCGGAUAUCAUCGAAAAAGCCGCUCAGCAACAACAACAGCAAGAGACCGAAGGAUCAGUUUCCUCCUCUGAAGAGGAGGGACAACACACAGCCAUCGAUCUCGUGGUGGUUCUGGCCGGCACAAACGAUCUUGCACAUUCUAAGGACGGGCAAAGUAUCUUCGAAUCCAUCAAAUCUAUUCACGAACAAGCGUUUUCGCAGGGUCACGUCCACAGAACGAUCGCCCUAGGAAUUCCACCGAGCGGAUGGCAGGUCCACUCGGAAUCGGCACGGUCCCUAGCUUUGGAAGUCAACUCCAAGCUAGAGUCGUGGUCAGCAACCACUUCGACCAGCGAUGCGAAAACGGUAUUCGUUCCCUUUCCCAUACAAGAGUACGAUCGGAACAGCGACUUGUGGUCACCAGAUGGCUUGCAUUUUUCUCCCAAGGGUUAUCAAUCGAUUGGCGAAUCGCUUGCUCCGAUUGUUGCCGAUAUUCUUUGGAACAACAAAUAGGUUGCCGGUACUCUUUGAAAUGCCGAACGACCGAACAAAAAAACACUUACGAAGUGCGAUUGAACACACAACGACAAACAAUACGUGCUAACGUUUGGUUUGCUGCCCAAACAGGAAUACGCUUGAUGCCCUUAAGAAACUCACCUUGAGAAACUCAAAUGCAGAUAGUAGAGCAGCGUGGUGCUAGGGCAGCGUGAUCUACACAACCUAAGCAACGACGAGUAUGUUCGAAAUUAACAAUAAAUUACGUUGUGCAGAUUUGUUUCAACCAUGUUGGUGCUUUUUGCAUUGGGUUUGUAUAAUUUUGUUUGGCAGUACGAGUUAUCCAUCAGGUGCUUGCAAGGCUGUGUCACAUCGCCUCCAUCAGAGGCAUCUAUUUCUUCUGCUGGCUAUAUAUAUAUACUACUACUAUGUGUCAGCUUGUAGUCUUUCUUUGGCGGCACUAAGGACAAAAAUCUCGAGAUGUUCGAAUUCUGAGGCUAAACUCUUCACUGUGGACCCCCCAGAAACAUGCACUAAAGAGCAUAUGAACAUUUCACACAAAUAAGGAUAUUUUGCAGCCGGGAUACCGAUCUAUGCCUGUUUCAUUUUGAAUUUAUCGUCCCGUAGAAUCAAUAAUGACAGCACAAAAGCAAAGCAGGUUUUGGUCCCAUCGCAUGCUCUUUUCAAUACAAUUAUCAUUUCCUUUAAGCCAGCAGUAGCCGGCAUCGAUGCGAAUGUGACACGUUUUUCAAAUUUGAAUGUCAUUUAUGAUGAUUACUAAGGCACUGGAAAACGAAGCGGAGUUCCCGGUUUUUAAGACGCAUCUAGAUUAUUUUUCAACUUCGUCAGGAUAUGCCAAUUCUUCGUUGCCUACUUCCGUUCUGCACAUUGCUAUAACUCCAGACUGUUGGCCAGGAUCGCCCGCAGUCGACACCAUCUUGCUCUCUCUGCCGGCAACUCAGCUUUGUACCCGUGCUACGAAAAUGAUUGACGAACGUGAGAACGGAGUAGGUUCACCAUACUUUCGCAAUCAAAGAGCGACCGUCAUUUGUAUGCGCGUCAACGAAUCCAGGACUUUUAACUUUCUCUUACAUUUUCAGACGGAUGAUAAACUUUCAGUUUUUGAUGUUUCGGUCUAGCGUUGCAGUCGGGAUCUGGCCAUUGUUUAAUACUGCGUCAGGAGCCCGCUGGACGCCGCCGCAGCAAUGGCAAUCACGAUCAAAGCAAAGAACCCCCCGGCGGCCUUGAUAAAGACGCUGUUGUCAC